AUGUCCACGCCAUCUAAGCGCCGUCUGAUUCGAGAUUUCAAAAGGUUGUCAACCGAUCCUCCAGGUGGCAUUUCCGGUGCACCAUGUGCGGACAACCUUAUGAUUUGGAAUGCGGUAAUCUUUGGUCCGGCAGAUACUCCAUUCGAAGAUGGAACGUUUAAGCUAGUCCUAACGUUUGACGAAUCAUAUCCCAAUAAACCGCCAACAGUCAAAUUUUUAUCAAAAAUGUUUCAUCCAAACGUUUAUGCAAAUGGAGAAUUGUGUUUGGACAUCUUGCAAAACAGAUGGUCUCCCACUUAUGAUGUUGCUGCAAUCUUGACUAGUGUCCAGAGUCUGUUGCACGAUCCAAACCCGAACAGUCCUGCUAAUGCAGAAGCUGCUUCGCUCUAUCGCGAAAACAUGAAAGAAUACGUACGAAGAGUUAAAGCAACAGUUGAACAAUCUUGGCUUGAUGAUGGAGAAGGAGAAACAGCAACUGGAUCAGGAGCGAAUGAAGGAGAUACAGCUAUGGCAACAGAUAGUGCAACGUAG
This is a messenger RNA of Meira miltonrushii, 531 nucleotides long. Its product is annotated as putative RAD6-E2 ubiquitin-conjugating enzyme. Gene Ontology annotation, molecular function: ubiquitin conjugating enzyme activity. The record is from RefSeq and is a predicted model, not a curated record. Gene Ontology annotation, cellular component: HULC complex. Bases 1 to 531 code for a protein of 176 amino acids. Lineage: Eukaryota; Fungi; Basidiomycota; Exobasidiomycetes; Exobasidiales; Brachybasidiaceae. Gene Ontology annotation, biological process: DNA repair; protein polyubiquitination; proteasome-mediated ubiquitin-dependent protein catabolic process. The transcript is spliced from 2 exons.